UACAAUGACGCACUGAGAGCAGACAGGACGACCAUGAUCACGGAUACCUUGAGGAAGCGAGUCAUGGUCAUGGACGGCGCCAUGGGCACGAUGAUUCAGCAGUUCGGUCUCGACGAGGCGGCGUAUCGGGGUUCCGAGUUCGCCAAUCACGAAAGGUCACUGCAAGGCGACAACGACCUGCUCAACCUGACUAGGCCCGACGUCGUUACGGAGAUACACAAGCACUACCUGGAGGCCGGCGCUGACUUCGUGGAGACAAACACUUUCAGUUCGACAUCCGUGGCCCAAGCUGAUUACGGACUGAGCCACCUGGCCUACUGUCUGAAUGUGGAAGGCGCCAGGUUAGCCCGGCAAGCCUGCCAACAGGUCGAAGCACAAACAGGCCUGCCAAGGUUCGUGUGCGGGGCGAUGGGACCGACCAACCGGACACUGUCGAUAUCUCCGUACGUCGACCGACCGGAUGAGCGCAACGUAUCUUUCGACGAGCUGAGCGCUGCCUACGUGGAACAAGUGCGCGGCCUCGUUGACGGAGGCGUCGAUGUGCUUCUCGUCGAGACUGUUUUUGACACGGCCAACAGCAAGGCGGCCUUGUUCGCGAUUCAAGAGUACUUCGAAGCAACUGGAAAAAGCCUCCCUGUAUUUAUUUCAGGGACUAUCGUCGACAAAAGUGGUCGAAAUUUGUCGGGCCAAACGUGCGAGGCAUUCGUGCUAAGCGUCAGCCACGUAAAGCCUCUGUGCGUCGGCCUCAAUUGCGCACUUGGAGCCAAGGAGAUGCGUCCGUACUUGAAGAACAUGUCUGUUUUCACUGAAGCAUACGUUAUCUGCUACCCUAAUGCUGGCUUGCCUAACGAGUUUGGUGAAUAUGAUGAGACUCCUGAAGACAUGGCAGACAGUAUAAAGGAGUUCGUCGAGAGUGGUUUGGUGAACGUGGUGGGCGGUUGCUGCGGCACGACGCCGGAACACGUUCGCGCAAUCGCAGAUGCUGUGAAGGGUCUGCGACCGAGGACGCCACCGGUGGGAGUGAGGAGACGCUGCCUCAGUCUGUCCGGACUUGAAGCGGUGAUAAUCACAUCAGAGACACUGUUUGUGAACAUCGGCGAACGCUGCAACAUUGCCGGAUCUCGAAGAUUCGCGGAGCUGAUUCGCCAGGAUAAAUACCAGGAUGCGCUUCAAGUAGCCAAGGAGCAAGUCGAGAUGGGGGCGCAGAUUUUGGACAUCAACGUCGACGAUGGCAUGAUUGACGGGGUGAAAGCGAUGACCAAGUUUCUCAACUUGAUUGCCAGCGAGCCUGCCGUGGCCAAGGUUCCUAUCUGCAUCGACUCCUCAAAUUUCGACGUAAUUCUGGCAGGGUUGAAGUGCAUCCAAGGAAAAGGCAUCGUUAACUCUCUCAGCCUUAAAGAAGGCAAGGAGGAGUUUCUCAGGCAGGCACUCGCGAUAAAAAAGUUUGGCGCCGCUGUGGUGGUCAUGGCUUUCGAUGAAGUGGGUCAGGCCACCGAUGAGAACCGCAAGGUGGAGAUAUGCACAAGGUCAUACGAAAUCCUUGUCCAGGAAGCGGGAUUCGACGCUAGCGAUGUGAUCUUCGAUCCUAACAUCCUGACUGUCGCCACCGGCUUGUCUGAGCAUGCCAAUUACGCAGUGGAUUACAUCAACGCCACUCGUCGAAUUAAAGCGACACUGCCGGGUGCUCGAGUUAGUGGUGGAGUGUCGAACCUGUCGUUUGCGUUCCGUGGUCACGAUCGCAUUCGAGAAGCGAUGCACAGCGUUUUCCUGUUGCACGCAAUUGAGGCAGGCAUGGACAUGGGCAUCGUCAACGCCGGAUGUCUUCCUGUGUACGACAGCAUAAACCCGGAACUUCUCGAGCUCUGCGAAGCAGUCGUCAUGAACACAGACCCAGACGGAACCGAGAAGCUUUUGGAAUACUCCAAGGGCUUAAGCAAUGAAGGCAACCGCAGAGAGGCUGAAGACAGCUGGCGGAACUCUUCUGUCGAGGAGAGGCUGAAGACAGCUCUAAUCAAGGGUUUGGACUCUCACAUUGAAGAAGACGUUGAGGAAGCCCGCAAUAGAAAGGACACUUACCCACUCACCCUGAAUAUCAUCGAGGGACCUUUAAUGACGGGCAUGAGCGUCGUCGGCGACCUGUUCGGCGAGGGCAAGAUGUUCCUGCCUCAAGUGAUCAAGUCUGCGAGAGUCAUGAAGAAGGCGGUCGCCUACCUGGUCCCUUUCAUGGAACGAGAGAAGGAGGAAGCGAGGAAGCUCCUAGGGAGUUCAGCGACAAACGAGGUUAGCCACUCCGGUGUCGUGGUUCUGGCCACGGUCCGGGGUGACGUGCACGACAUCGGGAAGAACAUCGUGGCAGUCGUCUUGGGCUGCAAUAACUUCAGGGUUAUCGACCUCGGCGUCAUGGUCCCGUGCGAGAGGAUACUGGAUGUCGUUCGAGAAGAGAAUGCUGACAUCCUUGGCCUGUCUGGACUGAUAACGCCGUCCCUGAACGAAAUGAUUCACGUGGCAACAGAGAUGGAACGGCAAAAGUUUGCCAUCCCCCUGCUUAUAGGGGGCGCGACGACAUCGAAGCGCCACACCGCGGUGAAGAUAGCGCCACGUUACCGCCAACCGGUGAUCUACGUUCCUGACGCUUCGAAAAGCGUCGUCGUGUGCACAUCCCUGCUGGACGCUAACAGAAGAAAAACACUUGUCGAAGACGUCGACGAGGAGUACGAAGAACUCAGGGAGGACUACCUGGACUCGCAAAGGGAAAGAAAGUACGUCUCCCUGGAAUACGCCAGGCAGAACAGACUUCGGCUGAACUGGAACACUGACUUCAUCCCAAUAAGGCCACAGUUCUUGGGCACGAAGAAUUUCCACGACGUCGACGUUGGAGAGCUGGUGCCGUUCAUCGAUUGGAAGCCGUUUUUCGACGUGUGGCAGCUGAAAGGAAAAUACCCGAACCAGCGGUACCCGAAGAUUUUCGAAGACGAUGACGUGGGCGAAGAAGCGAAGAGGUUGUUUGACGAAGCGAAUCAGAUGCUUACCGAAAUCGUUGACCGCAAGAUGCUCCAAGCUCGUGGUGUUGUGGGUUUUUAUGCAGCAAACAGUGUCGGCGACGACAUUUUCCUGUACACAGACGACGGCUUUCCCGGGAGACAAAGCGCCGGCACUUUGUUUGGACUUCGACAGCAGGCUGCGAAGAGUAAGGCUUCGCCCUUCUACUGCCUAUCUGACUUCGUGGCGCCCCUGGAAAGCGACGUCCAAGACUACGUCGGCCUCUUCGCAGUGUCCGCAGGAUUCGGAUGUGAGGAAGCGUGCGCUAGCUUCCGAAAGAACCACGACGAUUUCAAGGUUAUAAUGAUAGAGGCCCUCGCUGACAGACUGGCAGAGGCGUUCGCUGAAAUGUUACACGUCGAAGUAAGGAAAACUUACUGGGGCUACGCACCGCACGAAGCGCUGGAGCAAGCGGAGCUGCAUUCAGCCAGAUACAAGGGCAUCCGGCCGGCGCCCGGCUACCCUUGCCAGCCCGACCACUCGGAAAAGCUGACGCUGUGGCGCCUGAUGGACGUCCGGGGGGCCGUGGGCAUCGAGCUCACCGACACGCUGGCCAUGCGCCCUGCCGCGUCCGUCUGCGGUCUCUACCUGGCGCACCCGCAGGCCGCUUACUUCGCUGUCGGUCGCGUCACGCGCGAACAGGUUGAAGACUACGCUAGAAGAAAAGGCACUACGUUCGACGAAAUACGAAAGUGGUUGGGCCCUAUACUGGACACAGAUUGAGGCAUAGAUUAGACCGCUGGAUCAUAGAAUCAACGGCUUGUUACGAAGCCGAGUGUAGUGGUCGCCUGUCGGCUAGAAGUCAAGUGUUGCUAAAACGGAGACUCAGUGUGGGGAUAAGAUUGUGUAGCAUGCAUGCAUGAGCUGUCAUCUGAACGCAUAUGUUUACAGUUCAUUGCCACUAUCUCACUAGUCACCUACCCACGUGUCCAUCAGCCAACUGUUCAUCUUCAGACUGAUUUCUUUCAAUCCUCGCUCGCUCGCUGGCUCGCUCGCUGAUUCACUCAUUCACUCUCAAUCACUUGCUCAUUCACUCACUACCACAGACUCACUCAUUCACUCACUCACUCGCUCACUCACUCUUGCUCACUCAGUCAUUAACUCUCAAUCACUCACUCCUUCGCUGGCUGGCUGCCUGGCUCGCUCACUCGAAGUAAGCAUUCACCCAGUCAGUUAGUGUGUCGGUUAACGACAUAGUCGUUUUUUUACUCACUCGAUCGGUCGGUUUAUAAGUUAACCACUGCACUAGUGGUGACUUACGAACUACAUUUCCGCUUUCUUUAACGUAUCACUAUAGCAACAUAGACAUGCCCUUAAGAAAUCUCUUCAUGUUUCAACAGAAAUUUCGUAUUUACGUAGACCCUAUGUUUCCUGCGCUUUCAAUAUAUGGAUAUCGAUGCCUUCCCGUCGUUCUGCCGAGGCCGAAACGUUUUUGCUAUAGACUACAGACUAUACAUUACGAACCUAGAAACCCGGAAUCACGCUAAGCUGGCACGUGAUGCGAAUUAAGGGGUUCUCCUACAGAGGUGAAAGGGAAAGAAAUAAAGGUUAUCUGUUGCCCUUUGUAAGCACAGACGUUGCACUUCCUAAUAGUUACCGUUUACGGCAGCGUCGCACCAACUACUCGCUGCGCAGCGAAUGCUACGCAUGUCUCGUCAGCCAGUUAUGGACAAGGAGCGGGAGUGUGUACCGGUCCAUGGCCCGCCGAAAAUCUUCCCGCUACGCGACGCUGGUUAGGUAGAUCAGAAGAGGAUUAGCGGAAGACAAAUGUGACAUACGUACUUGGUUGGAGACACACUCGGCUUCUCCUCAUACCUGGUUUACUGACGUUACCCUUAAGAGCAACUCUGGCGAUCUUUCCAUGUCCAGUGACCUUAAUUAAACUUUGAAUAUUCGUUCUCUUUUGCACUCUGAUUAUCUGUGCCAAAAGGAAUGACCGCAAGUCAUUUAGUCUUCCUGAAAAUGAAUUUCAAGAAUUGGUUGCGUGUUCCCGACUUACGUCCACGAAUGAAUGCUUUUACUUGUCGCCAUGUGUUUGUGAUGUCAGAGUGUACACCGCCAGUUCGCCCAGGAACGACGAAGCUGGUUCCUUUGUUUCUGCGGGGCAACGGCCGCCAAUCAUUUGAAGACGACAAUAUCUCAAUACGAUUAAAAAAACGCCGGUGUUGCCUUUUAACGUUUGGCGCUGUACGCGGUCGAGGCGGUGCAAAGUGCGCCCUACCUUCCGUCCACAAAGCUUGUAUCUGCUACUUAAACUCCAUACUCUAUCCCACCCACCAUAGAGUUUCUCACUAUAUCAUAAUGAGAAACUCUAUGCUGUCCGCAAUGCGGUGGUGCCACUUUCGAUAAAGAAGCUUCGUUGGCCAACGCUCCCCCACAGGCAAACCCGUUUCUGCUCUUACCUGCCGUUUAUUGGCCACUAAAGUGUAUAUAGUAGGCGAGUGUCGUUAUUUGAAAAAAAAAAAUGUCGGAAAACAAAAACAUAUGAAUGCAUUCUUUAAUAGAUGAAGAUGACAGGCAGUGUAGAGUC
Molecule: messenger RNA, 5569 nt
Organism: Dermacentor andersoni
Lineage: Eukaryota; Metazoa; Arthropoda; Arachnida; Ixodida; Ixodidae
Product: methionine synthase-like
Biological process (GO): tetrahydrofolate metabolic process; homocysteine metabolic process
Cellular component (GO): cytosol
Molecular function (GO): methionine synthase activity; cobalamin binding; zinc ion binding
Source: RefSeq, a predicted model, not a curated record